CAUAAAGUGAUCAUACUUGGAAUAUAAGAAGAGUCUACGGAGACCUUCCAUGGGAUUGCGUUUGAGGCCCCUAUGCUUAAGGAAAAGCUUGCAUCAAGGAUUCUUCAUUUUGGGAUAGUUCCUUUGCUUGCCUACCAUGAUGCUUUGAAUCAGCAUGCGACUGGAAACUACUAUUUUGUGUCACCGUAUUUUGAGGGAGGAGCUCUCUUGACUGCAAUCAAAGAAGACAAUGCAAUACUCAGAGAUUUCACAGACAGACCUUUAAGAAUGGGUCACAAAACGAGAUUAAAGAUUAUCUACCAAGUGGCUUCUGCAAUUAGUUAUCUGCAUACCCCUGUAGGGGACUUCAGGAACGAUGUGUUGCAUAUGGACAUAAAGUCCCCAAACAUUGUGCUGGAUUUGAUGCAUAACGCAAGGUUGAUCGAUUUUGGAUUAGCAAGAGAGAUGAAGGAGCCCAACGACUUACUCUUGCAUACUGAGAGCACACUUCGCGGAACUCCUGGUUACUUUCCAACAUCAAAGUUUAAAAAUUUGACCAAGUUCCAUGACUACUACAACUUUGGAGUCGUGAUACGAGAACUGCUAACUGGACUCCACCCAAAAGAAAGUGUUGAUGGUAAAAUUUUACGGAAAAUGGAUGACAGUGUCUUGAAGGACAAAAUUCAGAAGAAGAUCUGGAGAAAUGACGAGCUUUCUGCUGCCUUGCUGACCUUGGCGAAUGAUUGUGUGAAAAGCACAAAACAGCAAGCAGCAGCAAACACUUUCAAGAUCUCCGAUAUGCUUAUAGAACUUGAUUCACUAAUACGCGAUAAAAAUGCAGAAAAGUGGACAGGACCUCCAGCGGAAGAAUGCGAAAAGUGCGAAGUGUGUGUUGUUAAUAAUUGUGGUGAGAUAUGUUUUUACAAUUCAACUCGAAAAGAACAAUGUCACAACAAUGCUAUGUUGAUCGAUUUUGGAUUAGCAAGAGAGAUGAAGAAGCCCAACGACUUACUCUUGCAUACUGAGAGCACACUUCGCGGAACUCCUGGUUACUUUCCAACAUCAAAGUUUAAAAAUUUGACCAAGUUCCAUGACUACUACAACUUUGGAGUCGUGAUACGAGAACUGCUAACUGGACUCCACCCAAAAGAAAGUGUUGAUGGUAAAAUUCUACGGAAAAUGGAUGACAGUGUCUUGAAGGACAAAAUUCAGAAGAAGAUCUGGAGAAAUGACGAGCUUUCUGCUGCCUUACUGACCUUGGCGAAUGAUUGUGUGAAAAGCACAAAACAGCAAGCAGCAGCAAACACUUUCAAGAUCUCCGAUAUGCUUAUAGAACUUGAUUCACUAAUACGCGAUAAAAAUGCAGAAAAGUGGACAGGACCUCCAGCGGAAGAAUGCGAAAAGUGCGAAGUGUGUGUUGUUAAUAAUUGUGUUAAAGAAAGCAAGUAUCUGGAUCAUGAACUAUUAUGUCAGAAGAAAAUCAACGUGUGUGCGUCUUGCAUGAGAAAUUCAUUUUUGAAUCCCAUCAUGUGUCACACUUGUGGAAAUAAGGUGCGACCAUUCAUUGGGGAAAACUGGGGAGCCAUUUUGAUAGCGGGGAAUGACAAGAGACACGAUGUAGCAGAGUCCUUUACAAGGGAUAUAUUAAGACUCAGAGAUGUUAUCACAAGCAGAAGUGUUCCGGUCAUGUGUAUCAGGAAAGAGAAGAUUGAAGUCGUAGCACCAAUAAAACCAGGAAAUGAAGACAAUGAGAUGUGGAUCAAAAUCCAACUUGCUUUCAGAAAACUAAAAGAGCAAAAUAUCACAACUCUUAUAGUGGCCUACUCGGGUCAUCAUGGGCUCCAGCCUAAACAAAAAGCAGAGGGCAAAAAAGAUACAGAUCAAUCCAAAAAUGGUCUUGAGCGGAGUGGGCCAGAAAAACCAGUUAUUGUACCAGAAGAGGGCAUCUUCAAUCUGAGUGAAAAUGAAUCAAUGAAAGAUGUUGAUUUGUGCAAUGAAAUACAGCAGUUAACAACUGUUCACAAAGUUCUUGUAUUUGAAGACUGUUGUCAUGGUGAUGCUAUGACACAUGCAUUGAAGGGCAAAAAGGUAGUGCAGUUCAACAGUAGUACUACGGGGACAAAAUCAUUGGUUAACUUUAGUCAGAAAAAAAGCCAGUUUAUUGAUGCACUAAUAAAAGCACUUACGGCAACCGAUGACAAGAAACAUGAACUGUACCAACACCCGAACUGCCAGCGCUGUGUAAAAACUGCCGACGAACUAUUCAAGAAAACCUUUCUGACAUUGGAAACUUUGCAUACAUUUAUUACAAAUUAUAUUGAUCACUUUCAAAGUACUGGAUUGGAGAGUGAUGGCCAUCCGACAUCGUCAACACAGGGUAUAUUGGAAAAAGACUCCAUUUUGGCAUACCGAUACCAUUUCCCGGUUAACUUUCAAUUCAAGAUAAAGAAAUCAAAAGCUGUAGAAAAUAAGACUGAACCAAUUUUCCUGAAUGAAUAUGAAAAUUUGCUAAAGCUGAAGGAAUUCUUAUUAUGGAAACUAUUAGGUGAUGAUGAUACUUCCAAAUACCUCAUUGAAAAAGAAGAUCAAUUAAAGGUCUAUGCCGCUGUUGUUAGCAUACAGGUAGAAACGGGACCUAGAGAAGUCCAUUUGAAUGAGAUUUAUUCUCUUGAACAGGCCUCUGCAGCCUGGAUAUCUCGAAGGGAACUGAUUGCACAAAUUCGAAAUGUUACGAAAAUAGACUUUCAGAACUAUGCGGCUGACAUCGUGUCGCCAAACGAGGUUGAAGUCAUAUUCAAGGAAUUGCAAGUGCCAGAACAUUGCUCUUAUAUCCUGUCAGAGGAGCAAGUGAAGUUUGUAAUAGACGCAAAUAUUCUUCAACGUUAUGUCGAACAAGUCCAUGGAAAACUAGAACGUUUUGGCAUCAGCAAAUCCCUGGAUCAUAUACGCACAUUCCUUGACAAACAUGAGGAUGUUUCAAAUGUGAAAGUUCACAUUGUUCUUCCAAAAAUAAAUGUCAAUGGUAAACGUCAAUUCGGGCCAUUAAUUUGUUAUCAGCUGCAGAGACCAAGUGCGGAAAUGGAAAGCUAAAUGUCCAAACGGCACGUGCCUUCUACAAAUUAACAUCACAUACACAGAUGCAAUCGCCCAAAACGUUAAUUGCGAUUUCCAUGUCAGUUCCUCUAUGUAUGUGUCCAUUGUUAAAUGUCUGUAAUGUUAGACUUAGAUGAGCGAAUUUAGAUAAGUUCUGUGUUCUCAAUAAAAUCGCCAUCGCAUGAAUUAUUUAAAACAUUAGAAUGGCUUCAAUUUGAAUACCGUUGCAGAUAUCAAACGGCUGUUAUGGUAUAUAAAUAUAUUAAUAAUUUUACACAGAGUUAUAUAAGAGACAUUAUUCAGAUAUCUAGCAAUACAAUAUAUGGAUUACGAUCUUCUACGCGACUAGACAUUGCUCACAUUCGACAUAAAACACAAUACAAGAAACACUCUUUUGCAUGCUACAGUGGGAAAGUUUGGAUUUUUUUACCAGAAGAAAUAAGUAAAUCUAACACGGAACAGACAUUUAAAGCCUGCUGCAAGAAGUUCUUUUAACACUAUCAAUCCCAAAAAAAAACGUUGUAAAAAUUGUAACUUAAUUCCAUGCAUAGCACUAGUAUAGUUUAUACAUUAAGUAUAUGUUAAGUAAGGUGUUAUAUGAAUGUGUGACUGUCCUACUUACUCAGUUAAACAAUUUUGAUGAGAUUUCUUGUUCACAUUUAGGUACACAUAGAUGUAUUGUUAAGAAUUAAUGUGUUAAUUGAAUGUAUUAUAUUCAUGUUUCUUUAUGUUUUUGUAUGACAUUUUAAUACGUACCUUUUUAAAAUGACAAUUUUUUUGCUUACAAUUCCAUUCUAAGCAUUUUUACACGUCUGCGCGAUCAUUUUUUCCAGUUGUAGGCCGUGAUGAAAAAAAAUGUAAUUAUGCUUAUGUAUAAAUAUUUUUUCGGUACUGCUGAAAUGUGUUUUCUCAUUUGUGUGUGGAGUAUUAUUUGCAUUACUUCUUUUUAGUGUGUGUGUGUGUGUGUUCUUUCAGAAGGCCGCAUUGUAAAUAAGACGUGUGUUAUGUAUAUUUAUAAUAUGAUGCCUAUGUCUUAAUGUGUUACUUUCUUUUAAUAAAGUUAUUACCUUA
This is a messenger RNA of Mya arenaria, 4143 nucleotides long. RefSeq lists its product as uncharacterized. The transcript has 17 exons. The coding region runs from base 73 to 3069 and encodes 998 amino acids. The record is from RefSeq and is a predicted model, not a curated record. Gene Ontology annotation, biological process: protein phosphorylation. Gene Ontology annotation, cellular component: plasma membrane. Gene Ontology annotation, molecular function: protein kinase activity; ATP binding. Lineage: Eukaryota; Metazoa; Mollusca; Bivalvia; Myida; Myidae.